Penicillium lagena is the source of this 1452-nucleotide messenger RNA. Its product is annotated as MCT family MFS transporter. The record is from RefSeq and is a predicted model, not a curated record. Gene Ontology annotation, biological process: transmembrane transport. Lineage: Eukaryota; Fungi; Ascomycota; Eurotiomycetes; Eurotiales; Aspergillaceae. The coding region runs from base 1 to 1452 and encodes 483 amino acids. The transcript has a single exon. Gene Ontology annotation, molecular function: transmembrane transporter activity.
AUGGAAAAAGCACAGCACCACGACUGGCAGCCCUCCCCGCACUGCGACGCCGUCGAAUCAUGCAAGACACAUAAGCCAUUGGGUUCUAUCUAUGGGGAGGUCAAUGUGCGACCUACAACAUCUAGGGAGUCGCUACCGGACGGAGGCUAUGGGUGGGUGUGUGUUGCAGCAGCAGCAGUUAUUAAUGCGCACUCAUGGGGAUUUAAUUCCGCUUACGCCAUCUUUUUGGCCCGUUAUUUAAAGAACGACACCUUCUCUGGAGGUUCACCUCUCAUCUAUGCUUUUGUGGGAUCCUUGAGCGUCACAUUUCUGUUCCUGACCUCACCCAUCGCUACUUAUGCGGUGAAAAGAAUAGGCAUCCGAAAGACGAUGCUAUGUGGAUCUAUCCUUGAAACCACCAGCUUCAUUUGCGCGAGUUUUGCAACCGAAUUAUGGCAGCUUUUUAUGACACAGGGGAUUCUCUUUGGUAUGGGAUUGGGACUACUCUUCGUACCAACUGCCGCCGUCGUCCCUCAAUGGUUCAGCCGUAGGCGUUCGCUCGCAAGCGGUAUAUCACUUUCUGGGGCCGCGGCUGGAGGCGCAGUGUACUCUCUCGUGGCCGAGGCCAUGAUUGAGAGACUCGGGCUGAAAUGGACGUUCAGAGUACUGGGCAUUAUUGGGUUCGUGGUGAACAACACCUGCGUGCUUCUGAUCAAAGAUCGAAGUAAGGUCAGGGGCCCAAACCAAACCACAUUCAAUGUGUCCCAUUUUAGACGAAAAGAGUAUUGCCUCCUUCUUGGCUUCGGCGGUUUCACCAUGCUUGGAUACUUUGUCUUAAUAUUUACUCUGGCCAACUAUGCGAACGAGAUUGGGCUGAACCAUUCACAGGCAUCUUUAGUAAGUGCACUUUUCAACGUUGGGCAAGCAAUUGGCCGGCCUCUGGCUGGAUAUAUCAGCGACAAGACGGGAAGAAUGAACGUGGCGGGUUCUCUCACUUGUGCUGCUGGUGUACUAUCUGUAUCAGUCUGGGUUGUCGCUAAGAAUCAAGGUGUGUUGAUAUUCUUUGUCCUCUGUGAAGGUCUGGUUGCAGGAAAUUUUUGGGCAACUAUCGGGCCUCUCAUGGCAGAGGUCCUCGGUAUAAGAAAUGUACCUUCUGGAUUGAGUCUUAUGUGGUUGGGCUUAAGUUUACCAUCUACCUUUGGCGAGCCAAUUGCUUUGGAGAUCUUUAUAAAGACUGGAGACUACCUCGGAGCGCAGCUAUUCACUGGCUUUUCUUAUAUCGGAGCUGCCAUCUGUAUAUUGCUUCUGCGUGGAUGGAAGCUGGAGCAGCGGUCUUUGCUCACCUCCACGGUGGAUAGCAACUAUCAAACUCAAGAGACGGUUGAAGCAGGAUCGGAGCUACUGGAUGUUGUGAGUAAAGACGUCAGGUUCAGAUUCAUGUUUCGCAGGUGCCUACAAAUAGCGAAUGUUUAA